GGACAAACGCAAAUAUCCAUGUCUAUUUGUCACACGUUUGGAGGACUGUUCCUCAGCCCAUCAUCGCACUUUCUUCCUUUCUUCUAUUCAUUUAUUUGUUUUACAGGACAUACUCUUACUCCCAUUUUCCAUUUUCCCCAUAUUGUCAUUCAUUCGUGACAUUCAAAGCGCGUCCACUCAAAUUUUACUUUUAUUUUUUGCGUCAUGGCCUCAUCAAGGGGGAAGCUCUUGAGCAUACUGCUUACUUUGUCCUUGCUGCUCAAUCUCACAUGCACGGAUGCCUUUAGAGCCAUAAUUGACAGUGAUCUACGUAAAUUUGGAUGUGCGGGAAUGUAUGGAUCUAGUCCUGGAACGAAUGAUAGUGAGAUCAGAGUGGUUAUGGAUAAAAGUUCAAAGGGAAACGCGGUAGUCGUCAUUUUCGAAUGGAAUGACAACAAAUAUGUUGGUAAAACUGACCCUGAAGAUGGAAAGCCCAUAUAUAUUUGCGAUACCGACGCCUUGAAGGCAGGGCUUUGCAAUGAAGGCGAGCUAGGCCAUGCUUUGAUUGACACGUCAGUCGAGUCGACAGUUAGAUCUGCAACGUUCAACUUCACAGAGGAAGAGCAAAAAGGCAUUCAGUACUAUCAAUAUCAUAUAGAGAAAACUGGCUACUAUUGUGUCAUGGCAUGGCCUGUGCAGGUUAAUCAAGAGGACGCUUAUUUUCAAGGUGUUCUCGACUUUAAGAACAAAUACGGGACACUAGCAGGAUCUGAUUUCCCUAAACUUCCUUUCUAUGGUGUAUUGUCGCUCAUAUAUAUGACAAUUGGAAUUUCGUGGAUGGUCCUUUGUGCAAAACACUGGCGCGAGAUCUUGAUGGUACAACAUUUUAUCUCUGGCGUCAUCUUCUUCUUAAUGGUCGAAAUGGCCUUCAACUGGGGCUAUUGGGAUGAUUACAACAAAACCGGCCAGUCAUCCAUGGCUUUGCUUGUCAUUGUAUCAAUCUUGAAUUCGGGCCGUAACAGUAUUUCGCUAUUUAUGCUUUUGAUUGUCUCCAUGGGCUAUGGUGUUGUGAAACCGACGCUUGGAAGUACUAUGAAAAAGGUCAUCAUUCUAAGCUCGGCCCACUUCUUGUUUGGAAUCAUCUAUUCUGCGGGCACGAUGUCUCCUGUUGAUGAUAUCAGUGCCAUGAUCGUGCUAAUGGUAGUCGUGCCCUUGGCGCUAACGAUGACUAGUUUUUAUAUCUGGACACUGCAAUCACUGACUUCAACUAUCGCUACACUCAAUCUACGCCGUCAAACAGAGAAGGUCAAGAUGUACACUCGUUUGUGGCGUCUAUUAGUCUUUUCGCUCACGGUAUUGUGCGCUUUUUUCGUAAUCAACACGCUCAACUUUAUGAAUGCGGACAGCGACGACUGGCCUGCAACCCACUGGCGUAUUCAAUGGUUCCUGUUGGACGGUUGGUUGAAUGUUCUCUAUUUAAUCGUCUUCACAGUCAUUGUCAUCUUGUGGAGACCCACCGAAAACAAUAAGAUACGGGAUCGAUCAACUGGAGACAGAGGAUUUCGAUGAUAAUGAUGAGCACGCAGACCAUAACAAUGCGCGCGCUGCUGAGUCCAUGGGAUUGACUGGCAUGAAACUCCGCCCUCAACGUCGUGACUAUGAGAUGGAGGACGAUGUUGCCAUGUUUGAUAUUGGCGAGGAAGAUGAGGAUGAAGAUCAGGAUGAAGACCACAAUGGCGAUGACUUGGAAGCUGGGGGUAGACCUAAUAUGCAGCGUAUGAAUUCAAGUAGCCGCGGAUCUUCUUCAAGAGGACAUUCGCCUGGAAACAAUUUCUCCAAUGAGCCUAACCAGGAGCGUGUCCAUAAGAUGUACUAGAUAGGGAUCAGUUCAAUGAUAAAGAAAUAACAGUGCAGUGGGUUUCUAUUGUUUAUUUAUAUUGGUCGCAAUAAUAAUUAAGAGAGGGUGGAC
Molecule: messenger RNA, 1948 nt
Organism: Lobosporangium transversale
Lineage: Eukaryota; Fungi; Mortierellomycota; Mortierellomycetes; Mortierellales; Mortierellaceae
Product: lung seven transmembrane receptor-domain-containing protein
Exons: 9
Coding region: 205-1548 (447 amino acids)
Biological process (GO): retrograde transport, endosome to Golgi
Cellular component (GO): membrane; Golgi apparatus
Source: RefSeq, a predicted model, not a curated record